Vanessa tameamea is the source of this 4302-nucleotide messenger RNA. RefSeq names its product DNA ligase 4-like. The record is from RefSeq and is a predicted model, not a curated record. NCBI's taxonomy places the organism in Eukaryota, Metazoa, Arthropoda, Insecta, Lepidoptera, Nymphalidae. Bases 282 to 4250 code for a protein of 1322 amino acids. Gene Ontology annotation, cellular component: DNA ligase IV complex; DNA-dependent protein kinase-DNA ligase 4 complex. Gene Ontology annotation, molecular function: DNA binding; protein binding; ATP binding. Gene Ontology annotation, biological process: DNA recombination; nucleotide-excision repair, DNA gap filling; DNA biosynthetic process. The transcript has 13 exons.
AACUUUAAAGAGACGUAAAUGUCAACCCCAGGCACACUAAUAAUUUAGGAAUAAUAACAAAUAAUACUAUCAUACAAGUUACUAGUUGUGUCUUUAAUACUUCAUUGAGUUAUGAAAUUAAAAUUUAAACAACGCCUUAAUAAAAGUGAGUAAAAGAUAAGUUCAUUGGAAUAACAUUUUUAACCUGUUAUAUUUCCCAUCCUAUUCAAUCUUACUUUUGGUAUAUUGGUGCUAUUAUAAUUCAAUUAAAACUUCUAUUAUAAAAUAAAAAAAUACUUACCAUGGAUAAAGAAAAACCAGGUGCAUCUCGUGAAAAUACAGAAGAAAUGGAUGUGGAAAAAGAUUUGACUAAUAAAUUUUUGAGUGGUGAAAUGUCUUUUGCGGAAUACUCUAGUGAAUGGUGCGAUGGGGAGGACGAAGAAGAUUCUGAAGAGUUUAAAAGAAAUGAUGAAGAUGUGGCACAAUCUGUACAAUUAAUAGAAAAAAGUAACUUUAGACGACGAAGGCGUACCCGCCUAUCUCCAGCCUUAAUGGGUUUGAUGGGUGAAGCAAACUUAAGGUUUGCACGUGGUGACAUUGAAAUGGCAGAACGUAUGUGCCACGAAAUUAUAAAACAAUUACCAACAGCUGCAGAACCAUACCAAACAUUGGCACAGAUAUAUGAACAUGAUAUAGAGAAGUCAUUACAGUUUUCACUGUUAGCUGCUCAUUUAAGUAGUUCAGAUGCAGAACAUUGGUGGAGACUUGCGGGAUUAUGUAAACAGAUAAAUGAUGUAAAACAAGAAAUGAUUUGUUACUCUCAGGCUGUAAAAUCUGAACCACAAAAUUUAGAGGCACAUAUGAAAAGGCUUGAAUAUUUAACAAAAUUAGAAGAAAAUAAAUAUCCUGUUAAUACUUUAAAUAUAACACGAGUUAAAUGUUAUCACAAAAUAGUUGUAUCUUUACCAUCAAGUGAAGGGGAAAUAAUAAUGAAAUAUGCAAAAAUGGCUGCUACAAUGUAUCAUAGUACAUCAGAGACAGAAAAAGCGGUUGAAGUAAUGGCUGCUGCAUAUAAAAAAUGUCCAUCAUUAUUUACUUUGGAAGAUAUAAAUAUAUUACUUGAAUUAUUAAUUUUACAAAAACAAUACCAAUCAUGCAUAGACAUUUUUGUUUCAAACAUAGGUGUUGAAAUUGAAGCAGAAAUACAAACAGUUAAAAAUAGUAAUGAAGAAAUAGAAGAACACACUAAUUAUUUAAAUUGUGUUAUACCUGACAAUAUGGCUGUAGAUUUAAAAAGUAAAUUGUUAGUUUGCUUCAUUCACUUGGGUGCUUUUACUCUCGUAAAGAAUUUAUUAAAUGAUUUCUUGAGCAGUGACGUUGAAAAAGCUGGAGACCUUUAUAUGGAUAUAGAAGAAGCAUUUUCAUCAGUUGGCCAUUAUGAGAUGGCUAUAAAGUUAUUGGAGCCUCUGGUAACAAAUACAAAUUUUGAUUUAGGAGCAGUUUGGCUUAAAUAUGCAGAGUGCUUACAAAAACUUGGUAGAGAGGAUGAUGCUAUACAGGCAUACUAUAAAGUAUUGAAACAUGUACCACAGCAUCCAGAUGCUUGCAGAAAACUUUUCACUAUUUUAAAAAUGAGGGGAGAUAUUGGAGAAGCUUUAAAAAUUCUACAGCAAGACUAUAAAUAUGUUGUCAGUGCUAGUUUAUUAUAUGAACAAUGUCAGAUAUUAAAGAAUCAAAAUAAUUUAUUAAAGUAUUUAGAAGAUGCUACGUUCUUUCCAAUUCUGAGGCUUCUAUUACCACAAUGUGAAAGAGAGAGAAAUCCAUAUAAUUUAAAGGAAAAAAAACUAGGAAGUUUACUUGUGAAAGUAUUGUCACUUAACCCAAAAUCAAUAGACGCUCAGAAAUUAAUAAAUUUCAGUUCUGUUCAUAGUUCUACUCAAGAGAGCGAUUUUGCAUGGGUAGCAUAUUUUGUUUUAAAAAAUAGAUUUGUUCAGAAGUCGUCAAUUUUAUCGAUAACCGAUAUUAACGAAAUGCUCGAUAAUAUUGCAAAGGCUGAUGUCGAAAAUAAAGGAAUACUUCUAGAUGAAGUGUUUAGUUAUGCAAUAAGGAAGCUAACAGCACAGGAAUUUAAAUGGUUUUUGCGUAUUAUACUGAAAAAUUUGAAACUGGAAAUGAGCGAAAACCGAAUACUGGGAACGUUUCAUCCACACGCAACAGAACUUUACCAAACCUGUAGCAGUUUAUAUGAGGUUUGUGAAAAACUAAAGACCAGUAAUAUUCUCUCUGGAACCGAGAGUUCUGAUGAAGCGGUUGUCAAAUUAUUCUUAGCAGUGAAGCCAAUGCUAUCUGAACGACUGGACGUAACCAAUAUCCAUCAACUACCUACCAGUAUUACAUAUCAUAUAGAAGAUAAAUUUGACGGGGAGAGGUUUCAGAUGCAUAUGGAAAACGGUAAAUUUGAAUAUUUUUCAAGAAAUGGACGCAAGUAUACGAAAAAAUACGGAAGCACUUAUGAUUCUGGUUCACUGACACCAGAUUUGAAGGAUUGCUUUUCGACGGAUGUUCAUAAUUUUAUAAUUGAUGGUGAAAUGAUGGGUUGGCACAAAAGAGACCAAUGUUUUGGUUGCAAAGGAAUGUCAUAUGACAUAAAAACGAUUACUGAAAAUUCAUCAUACCGCCCUUGUUAUUGUGUCUUUGAUAUUAUAUACUACAACGGAAAAUCGCUCAUUUGCGAUCCCGAAAAGGGCGGUUUGCCACUAAAAGAGAGACUCAAUAUAUUGGAUACGCUAUUCACAGAUGUGCCAGGCGUUAUACAACAUAGCAAACGAAGUAUUGUCAAAGAUAGUACAGACGUUUUAAACGCUUUGAACGCGGCUAUCGACAACCAGGACGAAGGCAUUGUAGUAAAAGAUGUGAAUUCAUAUUACAAGCCAAACAAACGUAACGAGGGCUGGUACAAAAUCAAACCGGAGUACACCGAUGACACUAUGGUGGACUUAGACUUUGUGGUCAUUGGUGCAGACGAAGCUGAAAAUAAACGACAAGGCCGCGCUAAGAGUUUUCACGUUGCGUGUAUUGAUGUUAAACCUGGCGGGGCGCGCUGGGUGUGCGUGGGGCGCGUGGCGGGCGGGCUGGCGCGCGCCGAGCGCGAGCGCGUGUGCGCGGCGCUGCAGCCGCACUGGCGCGCCUCGCGCCGCGCGCCGCCGCCGCCCUGCCUGCACUUCAACAAGGAGACGCCGGACUUCUGGGUCUUGCCGGAGCACUCCAUCGUCUUUCAGGUGCGAGCCACGGAGCUGAUCCGCAGCUCGAGUUUCGGCGCGCCCUACACGCUGCGAUUUCCACGCGUCAUGUGCGUGCGCACAGACAAGCUCGUUAGCGACGUUAUGACGUUGCAGGAGUUCAACCAGUUAGUAUCCACGAGGAGUCCAGUGAUUAAAUUGAGCAGAAAACGCGUUAACGAGACGCAACUGAACCAAAUGCAGCCGAUGACGCUCCGCAGGCGGGUGGCGAAUUUGCCACAAGUGUCUGAAAGGUUUCGAACGAAAACGACUGGCGAUGUACAAGUCGUAUCUAAGGCGCUCCUGGAUAGAAAACUCUGCGUGAUUUCCGAUGAAGAGGACUGCAAGAAAGUGGAUUUAGUAAAACUUAUUGAGUCACACGGUGGAAAACAUGUUGAAAACCCGGGUCCAGACACUUGGUGUUGCGUAGUCGGAAGAAUGACACCAUUGGCCAAGAAACGCAUCGAAAUUCAGGAACUAGAUAUUGUAACGGCUUCCUGGCUCCGUUCGCUUCCUCCAUCAGACACUCUAUGCUCCUUAACCCCUUUAAACAUGCUGUCCAUGAAGAGAGAAACGAGGUGGCAGUUGAGCUUAGAUUACGAUUCAUUUGGAGAUAGUUUUAAAGACGAAAUAGAUGAAAACGUUUUAAAUAAAUGUCUUCAAAACAUGCAACAAUCAAUAUAUCCAACAACAAAAGAGAAAUUGAAACUGGACGAGCAGUUAUUUGGUGACAAUAAUCCGUUCUCUUUUCUUAGAAGUUGCACCAUACACAUUGCAAAGAGCCCCUUGCAUAGGCUACUGGCUAAAAUGUAUGGGGCUAGUGUCAGCGAUGAUUUUGCUUCUUUGACACAUUUCGUCAUACCGCGUGACACGUCGUCUGAAGAUGUACAAAAUUUCAAGAAUGAUUUAAACGUCAAAAUUGUUUCUGACGAAUGGUUAGAAGCAUGCUUCCAGGAAAAAAGGCUUGUAAAUGAUUUGGACUAUAUAAUGUAAAAUUAAAAAGUAAAUUAAUAGCCUGUAAAUGUUCCACUGGGCUAAUAGAAUA